Molecule: messenger RNA, 4381 nt
Organism: Equus caballus (horse)
Lineage: Eukaryota; Metazoa; Chordata; Mammalia; Perissodactyla; Equidae
Gene: CER1
Product: cerberus 1, DAN family BMP antagonist
Source: RefSeq, a predicted model, not a curated record
AGGAAAGAUCACGUGCAAAAGUCAUUAAAAUGGUAUCAGUGCAGGUGGGGUCUGGUUAUUGUGUGGUCUUACAACUUUAGAUACGAAUCAAGUCAGGAUGUCCUGUGCUUCCCAGAGGAUGAUACAGAUCAGCAUGUAAGCCAGACGCCUUGGGCUUCUCUCCCUGGGGCUGCCUUGAUCCACAUCAAUUUAUAACAUUUUUGAAUGAGAGUCACCUAACAAGUUUUCCUUUGAUCCUGAAGAAAUAUGUUUGUCUCCAUCUUUAUUUAACCUCGUCAUCAGUUGCUACAGAAUAAAAAAGAUGGUGUGGAUUCUCUGAGGUAAAGAAUUGACCAGCCAGCUUCAUGCCCAGAGCUAUCAAAUCUGGUUCUUAGAAUCCACGUUCUCAAGUCUGGCUCUUUGUUUAGAGAAAGGAAAAAAAUCAAUAGGGCGGCUUGAGGGAGACAGUUCCCCAUCCUCACUGAAGACUGAUGAGCUGACUAUUACUUAGGAUCCUGUUGAGAAAUUUGUGAACAAUUGAAAGAGUUUAUCUGAUGACCCACCAGUUGUGAAAUUUAGCACCAAGUAUUUGAUUCUUAAGGUGAGGGGAUUAACUUGCGAAUUGUGAGUUUCCAUGUGUGGAGAAGGAGGAUAUAUUCCCUUUACUCUGUUACAAUACAAAAAUCUACAACCCCAACCACAUCUAAGUAAAUGGAGAGUCCUCUGCUCACCAAAGUUAACAUCCUUCUAUUUCUUCCUUUCCCUUCCACACAAUUUUGAUAUACUUCUUUGACCACUCCUGUGAGUGUGUUUGUGUGUGUGUGUGUGUGAGUGUGUGUGAGAAGAGCCUAAAGACCUGGGAUUUUGCUAAAUAUAUGCCUCUAGUUUUGUCUGACACACUUCUCUCAUAAAAACACAUCUCAUCUAUUCUAUCCCAGCACAAAGCAGAUGCACCGCAAAUGUUAGCUGACUCUGGUCCUUCUUCUAAGAGCAGUGAUGGGAAAUCCCGGCAAAGAAUGUGUUGUUUUUGCUAAUACUGCUCUUUCAGUCUCAGACAAUAAAGUGUCAGCUAAUUACCCCCUGGGUCCCAGGCUUUCACUGGGGCCUUCUAAAAUACACAAAACCAAAGUGAAGGCAGGACACCAUUAGCACUACAUAAUCCAAGCAAACAAUAAAUGUGUUUACCCUGCCUGGCUACUGACCACCUGCCUUCCCAUCCCACAAGGCAGGUAUCUAUAUAUAGGAUCUCCUUGUUCAUAGUCCUGCAGAGAGUGAGCCUCCUUUUUGCGCCUUGCCAUCUGUGAAUCUCAAAGAAGUGUGGGCCCCCGACAGCAUGCAUCUCCUCUUACUUCAGCUGCUGGUGCUCCUGCCUCUAGGGAAGGCUGCAAGGCACUGGGCUGGCCGCCAGAGUCCGAGGUCUGCUUCUCUCGUGCUCCUAGAAAGGAAUCGCAGAGAGCUCCCCGUGGGCAACCACGAGGAAGCAGAGGAAAAGCCAGAUCUGUUUGUUGCAGUGCCACACCUGAUAGGUGCCAGCACUGCAGGGGAAGGCCAGAGGCAGAGAGAGAAGAUGCUCUCCAGGUUUGGAAGGUUCUGGAAGAAACCUGAGAAAGAAGUGCACCCACCUCAUGACUUGAUCAGUGAGAACUUCCCACCUGGGCUGCAUGCCCCCACUCAGCCAAAGGAUGGGAUGCAAGUGAAGAAAUCUCCUCUUCGGGAAGAAGCCAAAAAAUUCUGGCACCACUUCAUGUUCAGAAUGAGUCCGGCUUCUCAGGGGAUCAUCUUGCCCAUCAAAAGCCAUGAAGUGCAUCAGGAGACCUGUAGAACAGUGCCCUUCAGCCAGACUAUCAGCCAUGAAGACUGUGAGAAAGUAGUUGUACAGAACAACCUUUGCUUUGGGAAGUGUGCGUCUGUUCAUUCUCCUGGAGCUGCGCAGCACCCCCAUACCUUCUGCUUCCACUGCUUGCCUGCCAAGUUCACCACGAUGCACUUGCAGCUGAACUGCACUGGCCUUGCCCCCGUGGUCAAGGUGGUGAUGCUGGUGGAGGAGUGCCAGUGCAAGGUGAAGAUGGAGCACGAGCAUGGAUACCUCCUACAGGCAGGCUCCCGGGCAGAAUUUCAUGCCCAGGAUCCCUUUAUCCCAGGAUUUUCAACUUAAAAAGCUAUCCCACUGUUACUUUUGAAAAGCAAAACCACAAUGGCAAAGUUGCUGAUUAUUCAGUAUGGAAACAUUUAGUGGGUCCAUAAUAUUUUAAGGGAAGGUGAUUUAAAAAGUAGUAAGAUAGAACAAUUUAGAGGAAAUGGUAUUCAUCCAAUUAUCAGUACACAUUUGGGAUCUAGUCUUGGCUCUGCCACUAACUGGCCAUAGGAUGCUAACAAGUUAACAAGUAGAAAAGUUUUCUCCACCUAAACUUUUUCUCCUAUAAAUGAGGGACUUGAACUAGUUGAUUGCUAAAGUCCUUUCCACUACUAAUAUUCCAUGAUCUAUUGUCUCCAAGUUUUGGUAAAAGCCAUCUGAAGAAGCAAAAGAAAUAAACUAGGCCAUAAGAUUGGGCUUUUUUUAAUAGCUUGUCAAAGCAUCAGGAAAAAAGGACAGGGGGCGUAUUCUUAGAAAGGAUUCCUCAUACUUGUAGCUGCCUUUGCAUGUCAGGCAGUAGCUUCAUAGAUGUAAGGAGUAAGUUGUUUGGUUACCUCCUUACUUUUGAUACUCUUCGUAUAAAGUUCAUAAUGUUGGGUCUUCGGCUUUGAAGAAGGAACAUUGACGUUACUUUUAGUGGUUUACAGAGGGACCAGGAACAAUCAUCUGUGGCUAAAAAAGUACCUGUAUUAUGGUCAAGGAAAAGGCCAUGAUCCUUUCCUGGGUUAAAGGUCAACCAGAGAUGCUAACAAAAGUGACCAAGGAAUGCCAGUAGAUGUCAAAUUAAAUAAAAUGCAAAGGAUUUAACAUUGAAACAAUUUACAGUGAAAUCCUUUAUCCACACGCAUUUUGGAUUAGGUAGCAAGUAUGGGUUCUGCGUUUGGAGGACCGUUUUUUACUACUAUGUAAAAACCUGGUAUUACAAAUUUUAUUCUUCAAAUGCUGCAAUUGUGAGUCCUGAAGAUAUUCUGAAUACGUUAAUGUAUUAAAUUUUAGUGUAUGAAACAUUCUGGGAAAUGUCAUGGCAUUCAAUUGUCUUAUAUUUUUUCCUUAUUUAUUUUGUCUGUCUCAUAAUUGAAAGGCACUAUGUGGAGGUCACCUAGCUAGUAGCAUUUCUGAAAUGGCUUCAGAGGCUAAUGACAAUGGCCCAAGUGUUUCUUCUGACACUUCAAACAGCUUUCUGUUAAGGUCAUUUAAUCACUAUCUUUCCGUGAUUACAUUUCUCCUGUCUGUACUCAUUUGUAUGCAUACAUUGUGCAGAACUGGUUUUCCCUAGCCAUAUUUCUUUUUCUAUAAUCAUUCUUUAAAAAUUCGUCUUUAAAAAUUAUUUUAUUUGGAUCUCUUUACUUUCAGUAUACACAAAAAAAGCAUUUCCCAGAAUAAUGAUUAUUUUUUUUAAAAAAAGACAUCAAUAUUUUUAAAUUCUAUUCCUCUUUAAUCACACCAUCUAACCUGGUGUUCCAAAGAAGCGAAUGCAUUUAUAUUUAGUGUAUGUUCUAUCACACAUCAAUGUAAUAGAAUAUGUGAUACACAGAUACACACGUGGCAUUUACUUCAGAAUAUAUUAUACCCUUUGGUGGUCAAAGACAACCUCAUUGGCCAAAAUAUGGUCAUAAGGAUAAAACUGUUAGGUAUUAAUGAUAUCCCAGCUGGUCAAUAUAUUUUGGUGCCAAAAGCUAUUGAGCAGCUGUCUAGUUUGCAAUUGCUUAACCCUGAUUAUGUAAACCUGUCUCUGCCAAUUGGACUAUCCUUUUCUUCAUUCCACGCUUGCAAAUCGCUUUUAUCUAUCCUGCAAAUGGACUUGCAAGCCCAAGCCCCAAAUAAUUACCAGUUUUAUUCAAACUCUGGUCUGCCCUUUUCACACAUGUGAAUUUGAGAUGAGAUAGCUGACAGCAGAAUCAGAGCUUACAUUCAUAGAGUGAUAGCAUGAACCUCACAAAAUUGUCCAUAGUCAAUCAAUUUUACUCACAAAAAAAGAAAUUUUCAGUGGUUCAACAUAAUACAUGGGAGCAUAAGAAACCAAGAGGAAACACAAAAGUAUCCAAUCUAUUAAGUGCCAGAUACUGUGCCGUGUCUUUUAUACAAAUUGUACAAUUUAUGUACUACAUAAAUGCAUAAAUUAUACAAUCCCUUUGAAAUACACAUGAGGUAGGUAAAUACUCUAUUUUAUAGGUGAAGAAAAUAAGCUUUAAAAAGUUUAAGCAAUUUACCUAAGGUCAUUUGGAGUGUAUUUUUUCUUUGUAUUAAAAUAUUUGCUCAUUCAUUGUC